Dermacentor andersoni is the source of this 1203-nucleotide messenger RNA. Its product is annotated as monocarboxylate transporter 9-like. The record is from RefSeq and is a predicted model, not a curated record. Gene Ontology annotation, biological process: transmembrane transport. NCBI's taxonomy places the organism in Eukaryota, Metazoa, Arthropoda, Arachnida, Ixodida, Ixodidae. Gene Ontology annotation, molecular function: transmembrane transporter activity.
AUGGCGGUUGGAUUCGGCGUGUCACUCUUUGCGACUUCCACACUGUUCCUCGUCUUCACAGUAGGGGUCCUGGCCGGAGCUGGAAACGGCGUCGUGUUCAGCAGUUCGAUCGUGGCCGUGACCAGUUACUUCGACAAGCGCCGUGGCAUCGCCCUGGGUUUGAACAUGGCCGGCCCGUCUAUGACGUCUCUCGUGGUGCCCAUGCUUCUCCAGUGGCUGCUGAAAGAGUACGGGCUGCGAGGCACGUUCCUCCUGCUGGGCGGCUGCAUGGCUAACAUACCCGUCCUUGGAAUCCUGCUGCGUAAUCCUCCGUGGGAGAAGACGAUCAGGGAAACCACCGCAGUCGAGGUGGAAAACUGCUUCACUGAGCGUGUCUUGGAUGGCCCCGCCGCUGCCCCCGGUUUCCCACAGGGUGAUGUCGUUUUCGUAGAGGCUAUGUUUGAGGGCGAAACGCUCAACUCUCGCACCGUUUUGACAAACAUGCAGAAGACUGUGGAAGCGCCAUCCUCUGCCCUGAGCAGCCUGAAGGAAGUUCUGUGCGCACCACGGAUGUACUUUCACACUUUCAGCUUCUUCACCUGUGCCUUCUUUGUGGACUCUUAUCUCACGGUCAUGUUCGACCUCGGCGAAGAUAUUGGCGUAUCGUACAGCGAGUCGGUCCUCGCCCUGUUGCUCUUCUCAGCCAUGGACACCGUCGGCCGGUUAUUCGUACCUUUCUUGACUGAUUACGGAGUCACGUCGACGGCGUCCUUGCUUACGCUGUGCUAUAUCACGCUUGCCGUCAUUUCCGCCCUGAUGCCGUGCAUCUCAGAAAGGCUCGCCUUCUUGGCCGUGUCUGCUAUUCUUGGACUGCCCGGAGGUUACGUGCUGGUUGGAACGUCCGAAACACUAUCUAAAGAACUCGGGACUAAAAACCUUCCAAUGGCCUACGGUGUCCUGGCGUUCAUCACUGCGUUGGGUGGCUUCGCUCGGCCGCCCGUGGUGGGCGCCUUCCGCGAUGGACUUGGCUCGUACGACGGCCUUUUUCAGCUCAUGGCAGGGAUGAUGCUGAUCGCGUUCCUUUUCAACGUGGGACUUUGGAUCAACGGUCGUUCUUCCGCCAAGAAAGACGUGACAAAACCACCUGCCCUGGACAACACGAUGCCCGCCAUCUCCGAACCCCUGCCUGCGCUAGUAGAGGAGGACCUAUGCACGUCGCUUUAG